AGGAAAUGACACCGGAAUCGUGUUUUAGAGAUUCGAGCGACCUCCCUCCAAAAAAAAAAACAGACAGACACUCCCUCACCAGCAAGGGUCCACACGACCACACUCAUGGAGACCGCGUUCUUCUCCGCCGCCUCCCUCUUCCACGGCGCCGACGACAGCGACGACGGCCGAGAUGAGAUGGAGGUCGACGGCAAGGGGAAGGAGGAGGCGUUGGAGUAUGUGGAGAGAGCGCACGAAUUCCCUGGCAUGCUGCUUGGGCAGGCUGCACAGCGAAACCGCUCGGCUGCAGCUGCUUGACAUGCCACUGCCUAGCCUACUGCUGCCCAGCUGCAGCUAUUGGACAAUGGAUAUUGUGCUCGCAGGCUGCGGCUGCAGCAGCUGGCUGCAGCUGCCGGCUUGCUGCUGCAGCUAGGCAGCCAGCACUACUAGGCAUUCUUGAUCUCAGUGUUAUUUGUUAUUGCAACCCUACAAACGAUACCGAAUUCAUAUUUAUCUUUUUCUUCAAAUUUCCAAAUAUGACAAUACAGAAACUCAGCGUAAGGGAAUUCUCAGCUCAUGAGGUUAACGCAAACUUGCUGUGGCCUGGGACAUUUUCAUUUGCUGCUUGGCUGGUUAAGAACCAGUUGAUUUUGGAUGGACAACGGGUCUUGGAAUUGGGAAGUGGGACGGGAGCUCUGGCGAUCUUUUUGAGGAAGUCAUUUGGGGUGGAUAUCACAACAUCUGAUUAUGAUGACAAGGACAUUGAAGAGAAUAUUGCUUACAACUGCAAAGCUAAUAAGUUGGAUGUGCUACCUCAUAUCAGACACACAUGGGGAGAUCCAUUUCCAGCUUCUAGACCAGAUUGGGACAUUGUUAUUGCUAGUGAUAUUCUACUCUAUGUUAAACAGUAUGACAACCUGGUAAAGACAGUAUACUUUCUUUUAAAAGAAUACAAGAAGUCAGGUGAGAAGUCAGGCUGCAGCACCAUCACAGACAAAUCAGGAACACAAGUACCUGCAAAAUCUCCUGUGUUUCUGAUUAGCUGGCGCAGAAGAAUCGGCAAGGACCAAUUGCUUUUCUUCAAACGAUGUGAGAAUGCGGGCCUUGAAGUGCGUGAUUUGGGUGAUCUUGCUUACCUCGUCAGAAUUAAGAGCUGAAAAAAAUGAGGAAAUUGCACUCUCCUCUAAGUUGUUACGAAAGGCACUGCGGGGGCGGGGGGGGGGGGGGGGCGCCUGCCUGGACAGUUUUUGGAAAGGAAACGUGUGGAUUUUGAGUAGGUUUUUGCUGGAGUGAUUUUGCUCGAAUUUUCCGUUGUUAGAAUUGUUCACUGGAAGGACCUCACUUGUGCUGAGUCUUGUUGAGCUGUACUGCUGCUGUAUUUUUGAAACUCUGAGAUGGAGCACGUUGCAAGAUGUGCAGAGAUCUACCCAAUGUAACUCGCGUCUUUCUUGGCAAGAUGAGGAAAGAGUGCGCCCAUGUGGUGCCAUGUGUUUGUGAAACA
Molecule: messenger RNA, 1480 nt
Organism: Panicum virgatum (switchgrass)
Lineage: Eukaryota; Viridiplantae; Streptophyta; Magnoliopsida; Poales; Poaceae
Product: protein N-terminal and lysine N-methyltransferase efm7-like
Exons: 7
Coding region: 516-1136 (206 amino acids)
Source: RefSeq, a predicted model, not a curated record